This is a messenger RNA of Plectropomus leopardus (leopard coralgrouper), 3777 nucleotides long. RefSeq names its product dynamin-2-like. NCBI's taxonomy places the organism in Eukaryota, Metazoa, Chordata, Actinopteri, Perciformes, Serranidae. Gene Ontology annotation, biological process: receptor internalization; synaptic vesicle budding from presynaptic endocytic zone membrane. Gene Ontology annotation, molecular function: GTP binding; GTPase activity; microtubule binding. The record is from RefSeq and is a predicted model, not a curated record. Gene Ontology annotation, cellular component: cytoplasm; plasma membrane; microtubule.
GAUGAUGACAGAAGUUUUCGGUUUAAUGUGGCUACUUUUAUCAUGCAAUCAUCCUGCUAAUAACCUCUGUAGUGCUCUGACCGCAGUCGGGACUCAUGACUCUAAUCUGCCUGGCGUUUUAAUGAAAUAACCUCAUAGAGACUGUGGCAGACUGCAGUGCCAUCUGGAAACUUUUGCUUUGCUGGAAGACCGACCCUUUGGCUCUUAUUUGAUCGGGGAGCAGAGCAGGAUAGAGCCCGCUGGGCUGACCGAGGUGCCGCUAUGGGAAACCGGGGAAUGGAAGACCUGAUUCCCCUCAUCAACAAGCUCCAGGACGCCUUCAGCUCCAUCGGCCAGACAUGCAACUUGGACCUGCCGCAGAUAGCGGUUGUCGGCGGCCAGAGCGCAGGGAAGAGCUCCGUGCUGGAGAAUUUCGUCGGGAGGGAUUUUUUGCCCAGAGGAUCUGGCAUCGUCACUCGUCGUCCUCUCAUUCUCCAGCUGGUUAACAAUAAAGCAGAGUAUGCAGAGUUCCUCCACUGUAAGGGACGUAAGUUUGUGGACUUUGACGAGGUCCGUAUGGAGAUUGAAGCAGAGACUGACCGGAUCACAGGAUCCAACAAGGGCAUCUCCCCCAUCCCCAUCAACCUCCGUGUCUACUCCCCCAACGUGCUGAACCUGACCCUGAUCGACCUGCCAGGGAUGACUAAAGUUGCUGUGGGAGACCAGCCUCCAGACAUCGAGCACCAGAUCAGGGACAUGCUGUUGCAGUUCAUCACCAAGGAGAGCUGUCUGAUCCUGGCCGUCACCCCGGCUAACACAGACUUGGCCAACUCUGACGCCCUCAAGAUUGCCAAGGAGGUGGACCCUCAGGGUCUUCGGACAAUUGGUGUGAUCACCAAGCUGGACCUGAUGGAUGAGGGGACAGAUGCACGAGACAUCCUUGAAAAUAAACUACUGCCGCUCCGCAGAGGUUACAUUGGGGUGGUGAACCGCAGUCAAAAGGACAUUGAUGGAAAGAAAGACAUCCGUGCCGCUUUGGCUGCUGAGAGGAAGUUCUUCCUGUCGCACCCUGCAUACAGACACAUUGCAGAACGCAUGGGCACACCACUGCUGCAGAAGACCCUCAAUCAGCAACUGACCAACCACAUCCGUGACACGUUGCCCGGGUUACGCAGUAAACUGCAAAGCCAGCUGUUAUCACUGGAGAAAGAGGUUGAGGAGUACAAGAACUUCCGCCCUGACGACCCCACACGCAAGACCAAGGCCUUACUCCAGAUGGUGCAGCAAUUUGGGGUGGACUUUGAGAAGUGCAUCGAGGGGUCUGGGGAUCAGGUGGACACCUCCAACUUGUCAGGUGGAGCAAAGAUCAAUCGCAUCUUCCAUGAGCGCUUUCCCUUCGAGCUGGUGAAGAUGGAGUUUGAUGAAAAGGAGCUGAGGAAAGAGAUCAGUUACGCCAUCAAGAACAUCCACGGAGUCAGGACAGGCCUGUUCACCCCAGACCUGGCGUUUGAGGCCAUAGUGAAAAAGCAGAUCAUUAAGCUGAAAGAGCCCUGUCUGAAAUGCAUCGACCUGGUCAUCCAGGAGCUCAUCAACACAGUCAGACAGUGCACUAAUAAGCUGGGAUCGUACCCUCGGCUGAGAGAAGAGACUGAGAGGAUCGUCACCACCUACGUCAGAGAGAGAGACAGCAAGACCAAAGACCAGGUGCUGCUGUUGAUUGACAUUGAGCUCUCCUACAUCAACACUAACCAUGAGGACUUCAUUGGAUUUGCCAAUGCUCAGCAGAGAACCGCUGCCAACGCCAACAAGAAGAGAGUCAUGCCCAAUCAGGUGAUCCGCAGAGGCUGGCUCACGAUUAACAUCAGUAUCAUGAAGGGAGGAUCCAAGGACUACUGGUUUGUCCUGACUGCUGAAUCUCUCUCCUGGUACAAAGAUGAGGAGGAGAAAGAGAAGAAGUACAUGCUGCCUCUCGACAACCUGAAGCUGAGAGACGUGGAGAAGGGCUUCAUGUCCAGCAAGCAUGUCUUUGCCAUCUUCAACACUGAACAAAGGAAUGUGUACAAAGACCUGCGUCAGAUUGAACUGGCAUGUGACACUCAGGAGGAUGUAGACAGCUGGAAAGCUUCGUUCCUCAGAGCUGGUGUUUACCCAGAGAAAGACCAGCCUGAAAAUGAAGAUGCCAUGAAUCCUAGCGACACCGUGUCCAUGGACCCGCAGCUUGAACGGCAGGUGGAGACCAUCCGCAACCUCGUGGACUCAUACAUCGGCAUAGUCAACAAGUCCAUCAGAGACCUCAUGCCCAAAACCAUCAUGCACCUCAUGAUCAACAGUGCGAAGGACUUCAUCCACUCUGAGCUACUGGCCUAUCUGUACUCAGCCGGUGACCAGGGCAGUUUGAUGGAGGAGUCAGCAGAACAAGCUCAGAGGAGAGACGAGAUGCUGAGGAUGUAUCAUGCUUUGAAAGAGGCCCUAGUCCUCAUAGGAGACAUCAGCACCACCACUGUCUCAACCCCAGUGCCUCCACCGGUAGAUGACAACUGGAUUGCCAAGGACCCAAGUCCUCCACCGGGGUCCCGCCCCACCUCGGCAACAGCGCCCCCUCCUAGCCGACCCCCAGCGGCAAGGGGGCCCACCCCGGGCCCCCCACCCCCUCUAAAUCCCUCACCUGCUUUCGUAGCACCGCCCGUGCCGUCUAGACCCCCAGGCCAGACAGCCUACGCAGGCGAUCUCAACUCUGGUGUGGUGCCUCUUGUCCCUUCCAGGCCGGCCCGUGUGCCUCCUGCACUGCCGCCCGGGAUUCCCAGCAGAAGACCCCCGGCUGCUCCCAACCGACCCACUGUCAUACGUCCAUCAGAGCCCUCCCUGCUUGACUAGAAACAAACACACACACACAUAUAAAAACGCCUUUCUCCUUGUUUACACUUUUAUAUUUCUCUAGAGCAGAUUCUUUUUUUCUCAUGUAUAUUCCUAUAACUACAAACUUUGUCCUACUGUAACUGAUAAUCUGAUGCUGUUUCAGUCUGUGCAUUUCAGAAGCAUUAUGUAUGUAAUUUUGACUUUAUGUGUAGGUAGUUUUUUUUUUAACAAAGAAUAUGAUGACAUUUUCUGCAUUCAGUAUUAUGAAAAGGGAUAAAUUUGAUGAUCUUAUUGACUUUAAGGUUAUGAACCAGCAAGUCACCUUUAAUUUUUUUCAUUUGAAAUGAAAUGUGUCUUAAAACAAUAUUCACAACUUUUAUAUAAUGGUAAGAAAACUAUAUUAGAAGUAAUUCUUCUGGUGAGUUGUGUACUUGUUAACGUUUUUGUCAGUAAUCUUACACACUAAGCACCUCAUUAAGUAAGCAGCACUUUUUUUCUUCUUAGUUGGUAGAUUUUCAAAGCCCACAAAUGAGCUUAUUAAAAUCAGACUGACCAGUGGAAUUUGUAUGCUUCAAUAUUUUUGGCUAAUUACUUUUAUUACAAGAUUUUUCAAACAUAAUAUAGUUAGAUUUCUGUGUUUGUCUUUUGUGGACCAAUUAAAAAUGAGAGAGAGAGGGUGGAAGGGUGUUGGGAGAAAGCACAGCAGCAGUGGGCGUGCAGCAUCUUCCAGAUACUGAUAAUUACAGUCGUUGAGGUGACCUUGACCAGCGAAACGUCCCAACAGUUGCCUCCCACCACCAACGCCUCGAGCAAAAAUCAUUUUGUAAUUACUUCUUAUCACCUUAAAAAGCCAUAAUGAGAAAAAAGGAUCAUGGAGGAGAAAGUGUGUCUCUUUCAGAAGGUGUAUAAAGUGACGGACUGAAUAAAGGAACAGCAAAAGAA